This is a messenger RNA of Knipowitschia caucasica, 1167 nucleotides long. The record is from the annotation of a GenBank genome assembly. NCBI's taxonomy places the organism in Eukaryota, Metazoa, Chordata, Actinopteri, Gobiiformes, Gobiidae.
AUGUGUCGGAACCCUGGUGGUGGGUUGCGGGAUAUCAAGGAGGGGCACACUGGGGCAAUUUCAGUCCAGCAGGCUGGAGCCAAUCAUGGAGCAGCACAACAGAGGAAAUCAGGUGUCAGGCUAGAAAAAGGUGCAAGUGUGUGGUUCAUUAGGCUGCAAGAAAUCAUGGAGGAGCACACUGAAGCGCACGCUUACAAACCACUGCUUAGUCAAGAGUCCCUAAUUGAUGAAGUCGACUCAGAUUCUGACGAUUUAACUGUCAAGAAGAAACCUGUAAAAAACCGGCUGCUUUUUGAGAAGAGGUGGGACGUCUGUGUUUCUUCUGCUGCCCUACAGACCCUCCGGCAAGCCAAGUGGAACACUCCGGACCUGCUCCCUCUGACUGAGGACGUUAGAGCCAUGCAUGCACAUAUUGAGGUAGCCAAAGAAUGUGGUGCGGUGCAUCCAGAGAUGCUAUCCUCAACCAAACUUAGAAAGCACAUAGCUACUAUGUCUACAGUUCUCAAUAUGAAAGAGAAUGAGAUGGACAUACUUGCCAACUUCCUCGGCCAUGACAUUCGCAUCCACAGGCAAUAUUACAGACUACCAGAGGGGACACUGGAGCUGGCCAAAAUCAGCAAAGUGUUGAUGGCCAUGGAGCAGGGAAGAGUGACGGAAUUCGAAGGAAAGAGCCUCGACCAGAUACAAAUUGAGCCUGAAGUAUACGCCCGCCUUGAGUACACGCCCGCCUUGAGUAUGACCCAGUUCCUGCCCGGCCUGCUCUGUCUGCCCGGGCUGCUCUGUCUGCCCGGCCUGCUCUGUCUGCCCGGCCUGCUCUGUCUGCCCGGCCUGCUCUGUCUGCCCGGCCUGCUCUGUCUGCCCGGGCUGCUCUGUCAGCCCGGGCUACUCUGUCUGCCCGGGCUGCUCUGUCUGCCCGGGCUGCUCUGUCUGCCCGGGCUGCUCUGUCUGCCCGGGCUGCUCUGUCUGCCCGGGCUGCGUGCCUCUCUCUCCUUAUCUCUCACUGACUCCAAACCAGAUAAGAUUAACUUCCCUUCCACCAGAUUACGUGCUUGUUUCUCCCAAUUACCGAGCCCAGCUCCCGAACACACGCCUCCGAUCUCAAACUUGUGUUUGGAGAAAGGAGAAAGAGAAGGCUUUGAUUGUGCUGCUGUUCAGAAGGAUCUGUAG